AUGUCAAAGAGCUUGUCCCAGAACAUGCCCUCCUUUGUCACCGGAAAUAACACCCUUAUUUCCACAAUCGAUUUAACGCAAACUCCUAGUAGAUCUGGUACUUCUUCACCAAGUCUUGAGAUUGAAUUAACGCCUGAACAAAGUGCAAAUUUAGGAGAAAUAGAUUUCAACACCGGUCUAGAUGGAUUUUUAUUGGCGGCACUUAAAAAUCCCAAAGACAGAUUAUUUUUAUUAAAAUUAGAUCGAGAAAUGGAACGGUUCAUAAAUGAUAAUCACACACGAUUAGAAUUCCCCCCAAUGAAUUCUUAUCAACGUUUGAUAGUUCAUCGUGUUGCUCAAUAUUUUAAGCUUUCUCAUGUCGUCGAUAAUAGUGGAAAAGCCGUUAUUUUAUACAAAUCUCCCGAAACACUAAUUCCGACACUUCGUUUUUCGGAUCUUCUUGAGCAAGAAGAGGAGAAACCCGAAAAAUCUGUCAAAAUAAUGAGAAGACAACAAACAAAUCUCCAAUUACUUCGAUCAACAGGCGAUUCUGAUAGUAAUUCCGAAGGGGAACGUAGAAUUCUAACAAUAGAAGAACGUGAAGCCGCAUAUCAAAAGGCUAGAGCAAGAAUUUUUAAAGAUUUGGAACAAAAAAAUGAAGAGAAUGAACGAGAAGAGAUUGAAGGGAAUAUAACCUCUUCUUCUAAUCCUAGUUCUACAAAUGUCUCUAAUAUUUCAAACAACAAUGAUCAACAAAAUUUUGACUCGAAUAUCAAGACAAAAAAUACUCACCAAAAUAAAGGAAACAACAAAAAUUCUGGUAAAAAUAAUGCAAACAAUGUAAAGAACAGGCAAUCCCAAUCAUCGAGAGUACAACAAAAUUUUAAUUAUAAUCCUCCAAUAGAUCGUCCAAUUUAUAUGAAAGGUCGACCUAUAAAUAAUUUUCCGGGACCACCUCCCAUGAUGCCUCCAGGUCCAUUUGGUCCACCAUUCUUUAAUGGACCACCACAUAUGAACAUAUACGAUAAUAUGAUGCCUUUACAACCACCACCAAUGUUACCACCAGAAAUGCAAAUAGGUCAUCCAAUGAAUAAUCCAUAUGCAAAUGUUCCUCACGAAUGGAAUCCAACACUUGCAGGUCCUUACCCACGUCCAGGUGUCAGAAAUUUAUGGGGAGCAGAAACAUUUAAUCCUCCUCCUCCUCCAGAAAUUGGAGGAGGUCCAUCACUCUUUAUCAAUUCUAUUAAUUCUAUUAAUUCUAUGGAUAAUAAAUCAAAUAAAUCACCAUUGAUUCAUGAAGGAACUACUACUUCAUCAGGUUCUUCUAUGAACAAUUCUGUAUUUGAUGGAAAUAAUUCCCUUUGGGCCAAUAAAGGUCAAUGGAAUAAUAAUCUUUCUGGAGUCUGGAAUAAUUCUUCUGAUGCGCCUUCUAUGAGUAUUUUUAAUCCAUCUCAACAAUCUUCGGCUGAAUUUCCAAUACAAAAUGUACCAGGAGUUCCACUCAUGCAUCCUCAAAUGUUUCCCGGGAUGGUACCUCCACCAAUGUCAAAUCCAACCAAUACGGGUCCACGUCGUAAUAAUAACGGGAAUCAAAUGUAUUUAGGACCUAUGCAUCAAGAAUAUAUAAAUAACAUGCAACGUUUUGGAAUGGUUCCUCCACCAAUGACAGGAUUUCCGAACCAACUUCCACCUACUAAUGUGACAGGUGCUAUAAGACCACCCAAAUCAACAGAAUUAUUUGAUCCAAAUAAUUCAUCAACAUUUUCAACUCAAAAUUAUACAAAUAAUUCAUUACCUACAUCUAAUCAUGUACAAUUAUCUUCUAAUUCUUCACGUAGAAAGAAUGUGAUCGAUACUUCUAAUAAUUUGAAUAAUAACAAUCCAAUUGUUGAUGGUUCUAUGAUGCGUUCACUUAGUAUUUCUUCGAAUAGUUCACAACAAGGAAAAAAUCAUCAACUACCAUAUGAAGGAGUUAAACCAAGUGAAGCGAACGAACCGCCACAACCAAGUCAUAUCAUUGAACUUCAUGAUUUUGUUGAAUCAGACAACCUCCUUGAUAUUUCACUUGGUAAUGCAACGAUUAAACGUAUUAGUCCACCACAGAGUUCCCCCAAUAAACGACCAACUAUUCUGGCUAUCUUUAAGAAUUCUCACGAAGCCACCAAAGC
Messenger RNA from Diversispora eburnea, 2147 nucleotides. NCBI's taxonomy places the organism in Eukaryota, Fungi, Glomeromycota, Glomeromycetes, Diversisporales, Diversisporaceae. The record is from the annotation of a GenBank genome assembly.